AUGGCCAAGCCCACCUUUGAUACCCCUUUGACGAACUCCCCAAUCCGAAACAAGUUUGGAUUGGAGAACCUGGCAGUCGCGAAGAGGCGGGUCGCGGCCGCAGCAGCAGGCGAGAUCAGAACUGGCCGUCGAGUGACUAUGGGAUGGGAGCUGACGAAGCUGGACUAUCCAAAUCUCAAUCGUCAGCCAUGUGACCAUAAGAUUGUGCCCUUGCUGGGGGGGUAUAGCCUUCGAUGA
Molecule: messenger RNA, 237 nt
Organism: Penicillium chermesinum
Lineage: Eukaryota; Fungi; Ascomycota; Eurotiomycetes; Eurotiales; Aspergillaceae
Product: cyclase
Exons: 2
Coding region: 1-237 (78 amino acids)
Source: RefSeq, a predicted model, not a curated record